Messenger RNA from Colletotrichum scovillei, 587 nucleotides. RefSeq names its product ribosomal protein S14p/S29e. Gene Ontology annotation, biological process: translation. Gene Ontology annotation, molecular function: structural constituent of ribosome. The transcript is spliced from 3 exons. Bases 39 to 380 code for a protein of 113 amino acids. NCBI's taxonomy places the organism in Eukaryota, Fungi, Ascomycota, Sordariomycetes, Glomerellales, Glomerellaceae. Gene Ontology annotation, cellular component: ribosome; mitochondrial small ribosomal subunit. The record is from RefSeq and is a predicted model, not a curated record.
AGCGACUCCCCGUUCAAUACGUCACAACCGCCGCCAAAAUGUCGAUGUUCCGCGCGAAGAAGCUCGAUCUGGGAUGUUUCGUCAACAUCAGGACGAUUCGUGACCACACGAAGCGCCAGGUCUUUAUGCAAAACGAGCCCGAGAGACAAGCUCUCCGAUACAUUAUCCAGAACACGACUCUCCCAGGCCGUGUGCGCGCCGAGGCGCAGCUUCAGCUGGGUCAGAUGCACUGCUACACCCGGCCGACGCAGAUCAAGAACCGAUGCAUUUUGGGUGGCAAGGCCAGGGGUGUCUUCCGCGACUUCAAGAUGACGAGGUUCAACUUCCGUAUGCAAGCGUACGAGGGUAAUAUUCCCGGUGUUAAGAAGGCUAGUUGGUAGACGAAGAUGCGGCGGAGGAUGAUUAUCAAAAAUAAAAGCAGGGGAACACUGUUGUAAGAUACAACGAAAGGGCUCGUGUACCUUUGAGACGGCAUGCUACGCUCGCGAGCUUGCUCACAGACGAUUUGGGAAUUGGCGUUUGGCUGCAUGUUCGCACCCUAAGACGCAUAUGUACAGAUACAAAUACUGGCAAACAAUGUACAACAC